GGAAUGCCGACCAGCGACGCGAGGCGAUGGGCCGGCGCAUGCUCGGUGCGCGCAGGAGCGUCAGCGCGCAGGCUUCUCGCAGCUGUUAGGUCGCGCAGAAUGUCGGAGCGGAGAGCGGGCACUUGGGUCGUGUGGGGCCAAGCUAAAGCAUAACACCUUUCCGAUCGAGAGGGCACUGUCGUCUCCCCGCGGGGGCGCGGCGCGGCACCGCACCCCGCCUUCCCAUCCCCCCGUCUUUAGAGAGCCGCGUGAGGGAAGGAGGUGGGCACCCGCAUGCCGGGCAGGCCCUGGGUUUUCACACGCACGCCUGGCGCCAUUACCCGUGCGUCCGCAGCUCGCCGUCGCCCCGCACUCCGCCGCCUUCCCGAGGUGCACCGGCCGGGCGCCCAGAGCCGCGGGGAGGGAAGGAGGGGGUGAGGGCGGCACGUGAUCGGCAUGGCGUGCGAGAGGCUGCGGGCUUGCGGGCCGUGCAGAAGGCGCCCGGAGCCCGUCGGCUGAAGAGCGGUGGCGAUCGCAUCGCAGAGAGCAGGAGAGGUGGAAGAGCAAAGGAAGGGAGAGAAGGUGAUGCCGCGCAGGGAGGAGUAAAUCGGCGAUAAUGGCGAACGUUGGGCGAGCUGCAGAAAUUAGCACCUAGAGGUUACCGCCCUUCUGCAGCCGUGGGAUUGUGGGAACCGAGGGAGCCCUCCACUUUCUCGAAAGGGUUUGCAGGGUGUUCCAAAAAGCCAAAUCUCAGCCAUUCACGCCGAGAGCGAGGGUGGGGGUGGUAGUUUUAGGGGCAACAAUAUCCACACAGCCAUUAUAGGGAAAGCAGGUGUACACAUACAGGGUCUGAAUUAUCAUCGAGGCACGGUGGUUAAAGAAAGAGAGCGGCGAAGCUUGCGCGUAUCCGUGGAUUUAAAAAAAAAUCUGGACGAUUAACACGGAUCGGGUGUGGGUUUACAGAUACCGGACGAGAGCAGCGGCUUGUUUUCGCACGAGAGGCACCUUAAACUUGCGGCUUAAGAUGGCAUUGGUGAACCUCAGCAACGUCUGGCUGAUGGCUAAUGAAACAAGGAAAACUACUAAAUACACACUUUUUCUGGCAAGUGAUCUUCGGUGGUAUCUUAUGGGCCUCUCUUGACGACAGUUUUGGAUAUCUCAUACUCGUUUUCGGUCUCUCACUUUUUCUCUUUGAUUUUUAACUUUAAAAGAACAUGGAGAAACAGCAGCCAGAACACACAGAACAAGAGAGCAAUGCCCCAGCAAACUCUGGCACACCUGCUGCAUACUUUGUCCUUGUUAAGAAGGCUGGUGGCAGCAGUGGUACUGAACACAGCAUGGUCGUGGCAAAGCAAGAACUUGGGGGUAUCGGUUGCCUUCUGGAAAAAAGUAACAGAUUGAUGCCAGGGACAGCCAGUCAUCCAUUUGAGUGCCAUUCUGGGAAUGUUUGUGUCACUUUAGAGAACCAGGAAAUGUGGAAUCAAUUUUACAAGCAUGGCACAGAGAUGGUUCUAACAAAACGUGGCCGGCGCAUGUUCCCCUACUGCAGAUUCUGCAUCUUGGGCCUAGAUUCUUUGAAGAAUUACAUCUUGGUAAUGGAUAUUGCUCCCGUUGACAACCAGCGCUACAAAUGGAAUGGUCAGUGUUGGGAAUUAAAUGGUAAAGCAGAACCUCAUGUUCUUGGAAGGGUGUACAUUCAUCCCAAUUCACCUUCCAGUGGGAGCUACUGGAUGAGGCAACCCAUAACCUUUCAUAAAUUGAAACUUACCAAUAAUACUUUAGAUCAAGAAGGUCACAUCAUCCUUCAUUCCAUGCACCGGUACCUGCCACGUUUGCAUAUCAUCUCUGCUGACAAGUCAACUGAUGUAAUUUCCCUCAGUGGCCCAAAUGUGCACACCUUCACUUUUCCACAGACAGAGUUUGUGGCUGUAACUGCUUAUCAGAACAUAAAGAUCACUCAGUUGAAAAUAGACUUCAAUCCAUUUGCAAAGGGUUUUCGGGAUGAAGGGCUGAAAAGUAAGCCAACGCGAGAGCUGAGGCACCAAGGCAGUGAAUCGAUGGAUACUGGUUGCAGUGAUGAUUCUGCCUCAUGCAGCAGUGUUGCAACUGAAUCCAGUGACCAUUUAAGAUUUAAAACUGAAGAAGAGUCUCAAAUGGAGACUGAACACAGAGAAAAGCAAGGUAAUACCCAUAAAUUUCCAAACUCCAGUUUGGAUGGAGGUUUAUCUAACACUGAAGAUGAAGAUUUCCUGGAAGAAGACGUACCAAAAAUAAACAAUCCUUGUGGAGAACAAAGAAACAUGAAGAAGAGGUCAACUGAGAGCAUCUUGAAAUGUCUCCCUAAUAUUUAUUCAACAUCGCCUGAAGACCAUGAAGAGCCUUUUAAUAUUAUUGUCAAGGAAGAACCUCCAGAUGACUAUGAGUACAAUUGUGCAGCAAACUCAGUGGACCUUGAUUGUGGUGAACUAAAAUGUAAAGAGGAGGAGGAAUAUUUAGAACCAGAGGAACAGCAUGACAAGACUAAUUGUGAAUUAAUUAAUAAAACUAUUGACAAAAAUGAAGAGGAUGCAACUUCACCUGCAGUUAGUAAGCCGCCAUUGAAAAUUCCGACAGAAGUAGCACCUAAAGCUAAAAUGCGGCAAAGCAUUAAAGUGCCUGUAGUUUACUUGGAACCAUGUAUUAUUACAAAAGGUACCAUAAAAGUAUCUGAAAUACCACAGAAGCUGUUGUCUCCUUGUCGGAGGAGUGGAGGGCCUCUGCCUACCGUUGUCCAUUCUCCAGUGUCAGCAGAAAAACGUACUUGCUCACCGAGCUCUGCUGAGAAACCUGAAAUGGAGAAUGUGGACUCAACAUCAGAAUGCUCAAAGCGCAAAGAGAGAAGCCCUGCGUCAGAAAGGACUGAAAAUAAACCCCACAUCUCUACGGAUGAAAAUAUUCCAACUGCUUCACAUAGUACACUCUUUGGGAAGUCGUCUGGAGAAGGCUUCAGAUUUCGUAAGAUUAAAUAUACUGAAAAAGCACUGAAUUCCACCCUUUGGAUGCCUUUAAGCAGACCGUAUCUUAAUUCUACUGAGAAUUCUCCUGUGUUAUCCAAUUGCUUUAAGUCUGCACGUUUGUCUAGUAAGGCAUUCAGUUCUGGGAUCUGGAGACCUCCAGAUGGUAGGACUUGCUCUACAGGGGGGACCUCUGUGCCUCGCACCAAUUGCAAAUCUUCACCUAUGUCGGCACAACAAGCCAUAGCGGGUGCUUGCAGACGAAGACGGACAAAAAAGCUGCGGCUGUCUGCGAAAUCUUCCCAUUCUGUCUUGGGAAUGAGUUCUUUGGCAUCCUCUAAACAUCUGGAACGGGAAAAAACAUUUCAAGAUGCCAGUCCCGAUCUGGAUGAUGUGGAAGGUGUUACCUUUGUGUCAUAUGCAUCUCAGGAUGCCCUACAGUCCCACCUGGUUGAAAAGGUGCCGGAAGAACAGAGCAAUUCCAUCUCUCAGAUAGCAGAUCCUCAAGAAACUGAAGAAGAGAAAAUUCAACGGCUGGAAGAGCAGCUGCUUAAGAACCUGUCUCAUUUAAAUCCCAGAGUUAUUAUGCAUCCAUUACUUGAACAAGCUGGUCUUAAGCCAAGUUCCUUGCUGUCAACAGGCAGUCUGAACCUAAAACACUUAGGAGUGGUAAUAUCACCCUCAGCAUCAAUUGUUAGAACUGCUCAGAGAGACAUCUUAAAACCUUCUCCAAUCAGAGAAGUUCGUGAUCCUUUAGAAGACGUUUCCUUUGUUUCAAGAACAGGAAAAACAAAUGACUUCACGAAGCUGAAGGGCUGGAAGCACAAGCUUGCACAACAGUCAGAGUCUUCUACUUCCAAGCAGGUUGAAGCAAGCACCAAUUUAGAGGCAUCCAUGAAAAAUCGUUCUGUUUUCUCAAGUGACAAAUUGGAUGAAUAUCUAGAAAAUGAGGAGAAAAUUAUUAAAGAGCGUGCUGCUCUGUGUAUGAACAAAACAUCAAAAGUUGUUUAUGAAAUGCCUACCAAAAGUUCCAGUUACAUCCGCACAUUGGAUAGUGUUUUAAAACACCAGACAACGCAAGCCAACACUAGAGAGUCCUCCUCAUCCAGUCGAACUUCAGUUUCUCCACAGUCCGUUCCUGCUGGCUCUGUUUCCAAAAGCAAGAAGCAGAGUGGGAUGAUCAUAGAACAUGACUCGGCCAGUAAGGAGCAGAGGUCUGUAAACGUGGCAAAAGUAGCCUCAACACCAGCUAAAUCACCGGCUAAAAGCUCCCGUUUGCGGUUCUCCUCUGCAUCCAGGAGACUUCCUGGUAUAUCUAAAAAACAGAUGAAGUUGAUGCAUCUGGAGAAUAGUGCCCUCUGGUCUGGGAAGCCAAGGACUUACAUUACAGAGGAGCGAGCAGAGGCAUCCCUUGUUACUCUGUUAACAGCACAGGGUUCACUGUCAUCACGGAAACGUAAAAUGGUAUCUAGACAAGUGCCAAUGUGUAAGAAUGAAUUCUGUCGUUUGGGCUGCAUAUGUUCCAGUCUCUCGCAUGUGAAGCAGCCGCCUAGUCAUUGCCGCAAACCAAAGUGCAUGCUGACUUGUAAAUGUCCGAAGCAGAAGGUGCUGGUGCUAAAGUCAUUUGGGAGACGUAAAAAGCAGAUGAACAAAGCCCUCAGAGAAGAUUUAAUAUUCUAUGAUGCAUUGGCAGAAGAUGAAGAUUGGAAACCAAGAGCCAAAAAGAGGAAAAGGAAGAAGAUGGUUGAAUAUGCAAUUCCUGCACCAGAACAACCUAAACGUUCUUAUCCUAUGUGGGUUCGCGAGGAGGGGGAAGUAGACCCUGAGCCAGUCUAUACUGCACCUCACAUAGAAACUUGUCAUGAAAAUAAAUCUCAGUCAUUGCCAGUACAGUCAACUCCUGCAAGUUCACCAAAGCUCUCUGAGGUUGAUGAGAAGGGUCUUGUGUACUGGUAUUUUGAGAGUAUGAUGACCUGUGCACGUGUUCGUGUCUUUGAACGCAAGGAUGCUGGAAGAUCAUUAACCUGCACUUGCAGUCCUACACAAUGCUGUAAAGAGGGAAACAGUAAAGUAAAUAACAAUUGGGGAGUUGAGGCAUGCAAGUUAAAGUGCUGCAGUGACUGUAAAUCCAGCAAAGAAUUAGAUCCUGAGAAAAUGGAUGAUUUGGAGGACAGUUCAACAUCACCAAAUGGUGUUCAGAUGUGCAAAUGGAAGACAAAGGAGAAGACAGAUUCACCUUUACCCUGUAACAGUCCUCAAGGAGAAAGUUCCAGCUUUCAUCCAAAAGAGCCACCAUCAUCAGCGCAGAUAAAAAAUACAUCCAAACUCAUUGAGAUUAUUUCAGAUUGUAACUGGGAAUCCGAACGCACAAAUAUUCUUGAAGUUCUUGCUCGAUAUACUGCUAAUAAGGGAAUUUCGGAGAAAAUACGAAUUGGCAAUUUCCUUGUUGAAAUUGCAUCAAAUCGUGGAAAAGGUCUAGAUGGUCCACCUGGAAGUACACACAUUUCUAGUUCCAUAGUAAAGAUUACUCAGCCUGCUGAUAAAGAGGAGGAUGCCAAAACCUCGGGUUGCAAUAUAUCUGUUCAAACUGCUUCCAAAUCUUCUGGACUGAAGCAGUCUGACCCACGACCAAUUGCACCAAAAGAAAAGUUACGAAUACCUGCCAACAGUAUUUUGGGGAGCAAGGAGAUAACCAUAAUUCAAUUAGGCUCGACAGUGGCUAGGCUGCAGAAGGCUGCUUCUGAUUCAACUGCUCGGAAAAAUGGUUUGAUGCAGUUUACCAGAAAUACCAGUGGUGAUACAAAGCUGACACUAGGACAGGUUGGAGCUCUUCAUCCAGUGAAUUGGGUGAUUUCUAACCUCAAAAAGAAUGUAAAGUCAGCUGAUCCAGUCAGAUGGUUCACUUCUAGUAUGGCUGCCUCAUCAAUCUCUGCUGAUUUACCCUCAAAACACGUGACUACUUGUUCUACAGACCCUGCCAGUGAAGUUUCAAGAGAUGCCAGUAAUGCUGUGCCUUUUGACCAGGCCAAAGGGAACUGUACUGCUCCUGACAACUACACUCAUCUUGUAAUAAAUAAAGUUGGAGAUGUAGGGAAAACGAAAUCAUGUUUCAGUUCAUUGGAACCAGUGUCCAGUAACCAGCAGCUUGGUACUCUAUUAUGCAGAGUCAACAUGAAUGCGGCAGCAGGUAUUCCUCCAUUAAUAACUUGUACAUCAGAAAAGAGCACUUCAGUUUGUACAGUAAGCACAAAUGCUGGAUCCCAUUUAUUUAAGAGCUUUGAGACUACAGUUGCAGACGAGUCACAAUUCUGUGGAAUCCCAGAAGCAAUAAGAAUUGGAGAAGAGAGUAUUGUAACUGCUAGCACAGUUGAAACUCCAGCAAAAAGUUCUACUCUUGCUGUUAUAUCUGCAAGUGUUUUAGGAGUGAGAACAACACAAACAUUAACAAAAUUGAUUCUCCCCAGUACUUCUACCUCAACAACAACGAUUCUGUCAAUGGCAAACAACUCUCCAGGGUUAUCUAAACAUCCUGAAACAUCCAACUCUACCCCUGAUUUGCCUAAAGCUACAAAAACUGAAGGAUCGCAGCUCAUUUCGUUACCAGUGCAGUCUGGCCUUCCUGUCCGGCCUGUCCAGAACCUGCAGCUCACACCUGGGCAGAAGGUGAUACUGCAGCCCCUCAGAUAUCCAGUUGGGAAACUCUUCCAACACCCAAAUGGCCAGAUUAUCCAACUUGUACCUUUGGCAAAUUCUGGUACAGUAAGUCAACCAAAUCUCCACCAAAUGAUCACACUUGCUGUACGGAAUCCAGGCUCAGUGAGUGGAAUCUGCUUACCUACCCCUUCACAAUCUUCUUCAGCUUUACCUCCCAUUCUGCAUCCUGUAUCAGGAAUACCAACAAGAGGAAGGCCAUGCUCUAUUCCUGUUAAAAAAUAUAUUCGUGUCCCAUUGAAGCAGAUCUCUGCUACUCAGUCCAUUUCCCCAACUGUAUUGGAGGUUCCGGUAGUGAGUACAUCACAGGCAAAGUUUAUAACUGUUAAUGACCUUGGUCAAACUAUCAAUCCAAGGCACCUUGUUCCCCUUCAGCCAAUGGGACUUGCUCUAUUGCAGCUGCCUCCAGGGCAGAAAAAUGUGCCAAGUGCCAUUAUAACCACUGAAUGGCCAUUGAAGUUUGUGAAUCCACCAUCUAAUUCGCAGUCACCUAAAAAAGCAGAUUCCAAGAUGGCCAACCAGGAUGGCAAUUUGGAAGAACAGUUGAUUGAACCUGAGGAGAUUCAUGUUGCAGACUCUGACCUUAUUGAAACAACGGUGUCUGAAUGUGUACCAGACGAGGACAAUGGGAAUGCCUACCCACUGACAGAAGUUAAACAGGGGACUGAGUGUGAUGUACUUCCUUCGACACCUUCAGUCAGUGAGGUGGAUGAUGAGUUGGAAGAUGAUUCUACAGACCAUCAAAAUGCAUUAGAACACAUUAUCCCAGCAGAGUUGGUUGACCAUUCAUAUACUAGUGAAAAGCAGAUUAUGGAAGAAGGUAGAAAUGAAAACUCUUUACUGGAGAAUUCUAUAACAACUGAAAAAGGAAGUGUUGAUAAAGAUACUUCAGAAUCUUGCCAUGAAGUGGUUGAUAACGAGCCAGAUGAAAGAGCCAACUGGGAGGAGAAAAAUGGGGUGCAAGAUGAACAAAUGGAAGUGGAGACAGAAGAAAAGGAAAGUUGGUAUGAAACAGCUCCAUUUAAAGGGGAAGAGGAUACCCUAAAAGAUGAAGAAAAUGAUGAAAUAAACUUUGAUCCAACUUUGCUGCAAUAUGCCGACAUUCAUACAGAAUCUGAUAAAGAUACAGACUCUCAGAGUGACCUGGAGGAUGGUGACAUUCAAACUGACGCAGAGGAAAUUGAUGUUGAGAAAAUGUUUGAUUCAACUUCCAGUGAAGAGGCAGUGGACAUUGAGACUGUGGAGGAACUCUCCGAGAAAAUCAACAUUGCUCGCCUUAUUGCUUCUGCCUCCCACCAUCAUAAAAGGAAAACAAAAUGCCAUUUCCACAACCCAUACCUUACAAGAAAAUCCGAAGAGGAGUACACCAAGCCCAAGCUAAAAUCCAGUGCUCAUAUCAGUAAGAAAGCCAAAGCUCAGCUGGAUGCCCUGGUAUUAUAUCGAACUACACACACAGUCAACGAGCGGCGGAGGCGUUCUAAAAUUCGAGACCUCUUUGAAAGGCUGAAGAAAGUGUUGGGACUUCGUAGGGAGGACAGGGCUUCAAAAUACUUAAUCCUGAAAAAGGCAUUUUCAGAAAUCCAGAAUGCGCAGGAUUAUUCUGAUUGCUUGUCAGCUGAGAAAAGUAUCCAAACUCGCAGAAGGGAUUCACUUAUUCGAAAAGUCUCUCAACUGACAGGGAAGACUGAGGAAGUUAUUUUAAAGAAACUGGAAUAUAUUUGUGCAAAACAGAGGGCACUUGAUGCUGAGAAGAAAAAGCUCACACAGAAAGCAGAUGACACAAGAAAAAAGCGCUCCAAAGGUUGGAAUGCAGGACUUAGUUCAUCAAUGGACUCUCUCCAGAAGGUGGCCAUGGAUUUGCGGAACCAGAAACCACCCAAUGUCGUUACGCAAACUAGUGAACAGGAGAGGCCCAAAACUGGUACUAGAAAACCUCUUAUUCUCACCAGGAAACGAUCAUCAACAGCUUUGGAUUCUUCAACCACUUCCAUCCCCGUGACAGGUGGGAAUUUGCUGAUGACUCCACAGGGUCAGGUUCUGACUUUAAAGGGCCCUCUUAUUUCUGGCCAGACUUCAUUCUUUACUGCUGAGGGACUCCUUAGUGAAAACCAGUCCAAGGGAGAUGAUGUUACUGGAACAAGUAUUGCAGGCAUUGCUUCAGUUACUGUACAACUGCAGGGGUUACCAGCUCCACUUCAGGUAAACAGUUUUGCUAUUGCGGGAUCACUCAGUUCUGACCAGUCAGCAUCUGCACAGUUGAGCACCAAACCAGGGAUGGAGGCUGUAAGCUCCGAUUCAGCAGAUAUGAGGCAAGGGAACAAUGCCAAAUCGAAAGCUCCAGCAGGUUCAGUUGGUGAUGAAGCUCCUUCAUUCAUGAUGCCAAGAAUAGUAAAUGUAACCUCGUUGGCAACUGGGGAAGCCCCACUAAUGAGUAUAGAGGACAUGAAUAAUUCCUAUGCAUUUGAUACUCAGCCUCUUGACUUCAGCAUGAAAGGGAGGAAACGACGUAUAUUGCAGGAACGGCUAAGUCUUACAACCAGUAAAAGAUCAAGUUUGUCCAUUGUGAAGAACAGCUCUCAUCCAACUGGGAAGUCUACUGUACCUGAUGAAAGUGAGGUCACGUCAUGCCCUUUUUCAUCUGAGGCUGAAGAAUCCGUGUGUGCCCAAACACAGCAGAUUGUAGCAUCUCAUUCAGUGGAUGCGGACAAUAUCAGUGAGUUGCCCAAAGCACUGGAUUUGUCUAGCUUGCCUGACGGAACUGCAAUAUCUUGCACAGGGCAGGCUUGGACUCAGGAAGCGGCUCCAGGUGAGUCAUCGACAGUAACUGAAAUAAUGCUUGGAGAUAAAUUGGAACUGCAGGUAAUAGGUGGCCGAAUGCAGACGUGCGGCAUAGAUAAAGCUGGGCAGAGUGACAGAGAUGCAGAACUGUCCUCGUCUCAGCUCCUUGAACCAUUAUUGAAAGCAAAUGGCUCAGCAGCUGGUGACAUGGUGGAUACUGAGGGUUAUGAGCCAUUCACUUCUCUUUUAAAUGAACUUGCAUUUUUAAAUCAACAGUUCUCCGAUGAAGAAAAUCCAGAUGUCUCUUCUGUGUCGGACCACAAUGCAUUGGGCUUUAUUGACAGUGGAAACCAAGGGGACAGCAUGGAUGAAUUGUCAUUGAUCCAUGGACCAGUACUGGUGGAUAUUGACAGUACUGAUGGAACCACUGAACUAAAGCAGGUGGCAGGGAGGGAGAGCGGUGGCUCCACCAGCCCACUGGUGUUGCAGCUAGAAGAAGAAGACUUGAACGUUGAGCAGUUUCUUGGCAAUGAAAUGCCCGUAGACUCUCAGAGUGAAUUGGAUAAUGGCACACUGGAAUUGGAGGGCAACUCUAUUAGUGGUUCAAGCAGUUCAGUAAAUAUUUCUCCUCCCCCACUCAUCCAUAUGAAAGCAACCACCUCUUCAGCAAACACAGGGAUAUCAAGUUCUUUGGAUAUGCUUUGGAGACCAAUGCCUAAGCUGGCACCCCUUGGCAUUGCUUGGGGAGCUGGGAAAGGUGUAUCAUCAGUACAGGUUGAGUCAAGGUCUGAGGAUUCUCCAGAAACUAACAAACCAAUGCCUGCUUUGGCACGGAUCUCUUCCCCACAACAAAACAGCAUGGGGGGUCCAGAGUUUGCUUCAGGAGAACACUAGUACUUUUUUUUUUUGCUUCUUAUCAUCUCAUAAUUUUACAAAUCUCUCCAAUGGGGAGUUGAAAUAUGAAAUUAAGCUUUCUUUGGAGGUCCAUGGUGAUCAUGCACUGUGUUAUUAAAAUAAUAAGUUCAGUUUUGGUUAAUGGAUCUGAUGUACAGUUUCUGGCUUUUGUCCAUCAUGAAGUUGCACAGAUCACGGCAAAACACUGUAGUCUAUAAUUUCUAGAUAUUCUUAGCUAGAUCUUGCCUAGUGGAAUCUUCCAUUUCAGUCAUUUCAGGAUCUUGUGCAGUUUUCAGCCUAACCACCUUAAGCAUGAAGAUUCCAAGCAUAACUUUUUGGGGAGGUAUAUGUAACUUGUAUAAAUGAAAUUUUGAGCUUUGCUUUCCAGAGCAAUCAUUGAACUGUAGUACAAACUGUCCUUUUCUGUGUUUUGGUAACCUAUUGUUCCGAAUGACUGAACGGUUAGUGUGUUUUAAAUGCACCAAACCUACCGUUUGAAUUUCUUAAUUUUGGAACAGAUGAAAUUUAAAUAGUGUACGUCUUAAAACUAAUGAAGAUGAAUUAUGUUGUGCAGCACAAAAUAGAGGGACAAAAUCUAAUGUCUGGUGUGUAUUAAAAGAUGUGUAAAUACUAUAUUUCACUAUGGUUUUUAAAAUAUGUAGCAGAAACUUAAGUUUUUUUUUGUUUUGUCAAGAUCUCACUAUUUUUUUAGAUAAUUCAUACUGCAUACACAGCCCUCGUUAGAACCUCCUGUGGUAAGAGGGCAUGUGUGGCCUUGCAAUAAAACAGGUAAAAUCAAUAUUUUGUGUUACAGUCAUUUUACGCAUUAUUGUUCUGUAUCAGGCGCUGCAAUGAAGGGAGUUAUUAGACAAGGAAUUGCUUAAUUGCCUUUUCAUGAUUGUAAUUUUGCCUUCGCAUUGUCUGUGGAAGUCCCAUUUAAUUUCAUGGUUUACAGAACUUCCACUGUGUAACACUAUGCCGUCUCAAUUUCAGCUUGGUGUAUCUUGCCAGUCUUGAAAAUUUCAGCAGUUGUCACUGAUUAUUGAGUUCGUAACAUAACAAUGGUCAGUAAAAUGAGAUGCUUUGACCAACAGCAACAGACUGGAAUCUCAAGUCUGGGAAACUGAGAGUGAUCUUGACUUCCACGGUUGAUCAUGCGUCUAAGAUUGUAUUUGAGGUUGCAGGAUGUCCCAGAUCUUGGCAAGAGCAAAGAAAGCCACUUAUUUGUUAACAAUUUAAAUAGAAUGAUUUCAGGAGAAAAUUGGAUUAGUAAAAUUUUAUUCUGUGUCACUUCUAGAUAAGGGGAAGUUAAAAAUCAUCUAGAGACAAAUAGGGGCAGGAAAAGGGCUUGACCAACAAAGAUCCCACGAAAAACUCAAAUUGAAGUUUCUAAUGUAGGGGAUCCUAACCUUUUUGAUGUCAUGAACCCCUCCCAUUAACCAAGGGGUUAUGGACCCAGGUUGGAAACCCUUCUUCUAAUGGGUGCUGACCCUGAAUAAAUGUAUAAUUCUCCGCCCUGGGAGCUUUGAAGACAUUUUGCAAAAGUUUUCAUAUAAAUUCUGACUGGGAGUGGAUGACUUCGUCACUGUUGAAGUUUAUUCCAAAUAUGAAUUAGGGGACAUUGCCUCAAGAUUCAGCGGAGAAGAUUUAGGAUGGCGAUGAGGAGAAACUGUUUUUCCCAGAGAGUGGUGAAUCUGUGGAAUUCUCUGCCCAGGGAAGCAGUUGAGACUUCUUCACUAAAUAUAUUUAAGAUACAGUUAGAUAAAUUUUUACAUAGUAGGAGAAUUAAGGGUUAUGGGGAAAAGGCAGGUAGAUGGAGCUGAGUUUACGGACAGAUCAGCUAUGAUCUUAUUUUAUUUUAUGAGGGGGCAGGCUGAAUGGGCCGGAUAACCUACUCCUGCUAUUUCUUAUGUUCUUAUGAUGCUGCAAUCAAAUCAUUAUUCACUUAAUUAAGUCUCCAUCUGUUUUUUUAAAAUAAUAAACCUUUUCUGUUAAUCCCACCACUUCCUAUCUCCCAUACCCAGUCCUUCCACAAUCUAGGCUAUGAUUAAUCCAUAGCCCCAUUAAGACCAAGACCCAAAACAAAUUAGAACCUACUGUACAAUAUUAUAGUCAAAUUUGAAGUGUUAUUUGAAAGUAUUGCUUUGUUUCUUUCAAGAAUAAUAGAAAUAUUUCUUCCAUUUCUUUGAUCAAGAAUUCCAACUAAUAAGUUAUUGAAACAUUUGGCAUAGGUGCAAUUUAUUCUUUAAAACCCUGCACUUUGUUGUAUGCUUUUCUGUUGAAGAUUCAUGCUGUAAUUUGUGAUUCUCUAAUAUAAUUUAGUUUCAACCUCAGAUGACAAGGACACAUUUCUUUGAUAAUAUCUAUCUGCAUGCAACUAAGUAACUUGAUAGAACCACCAUGUCUAUUUGUAUAAGCACGUUGGUUGCUCAGUGACUUCACUGGUGUCAUUGCUAUUUAGAGUACUUCAGCAGAGAAGUUCCAUGCCAUAUUAUUGGUAGAGAACUUCCUCCAUCAACUUGCACAUUGUACCUUCUCAUUGAUUGUAUUCUUACCCUGCACAUGUACAUUUCAUCAGAAAAUGUAAGAGAAAUGAUAUUGAAUUGGCAAACUGAUUGCUGCUGAAUUGGGGACACAGAAAGGGGAAUGUGAGAUUAUUGAGGCUUGCGAAAGACAGAUGGCAGUAGAAAAUGGCAUGGAAAAUCUGAGUAAAAUGCAUUUGGUAAUGCUGUAUGGCCUAUCAAGACCUUGCUGACCAUCAGGCCUCUAUAAACACACAUCCCAUUUUACUCUCCCCACAUUCUCAACUCCACUUCCCCAAAUUCUACCACUAACCUACAUACUGGGACAAUUCACAGUUGCUGUGAAUCUACAUGUCCUUCAGAUGUGCUGAUGCUCCAGUUUCCUCCCAUAUGUUCAAGGUGGAUUUUUUAACACUUUCAUAACCAAGCCAAUCUGUAGUGAAAGUUUUAGCUUAUCCACAUUCCUAUUUUCUGAAGACUAAUUCUUUAGUUUGAGCAUUAGGAUGUAUCAGUCACAUUCAGUCAUUAAAAGUGAUGGAGCAUUUUCCUUCGAUUAUCAGUCAAUACUGCCUUGUUCCUCAAAGUUAUUUGAAUAUGGCAACUAAAAGCAGGAAUAGAUAAUUUAUCUAUGGAGCCUUCGUACUGUUUAUUACAUUCUUGACCAUCUGACUUUGGCUUCAACUCCAUUCCUGCCUGCUCAUUGCAGACUCUGAUUUUCCCUUACUGCAGUCCAAAAAGCUUUCUCAGCCUUGAAUACAUUCUCCACAUUUCUAACCUAAAGAAUAUAAAUGAUGCAUGAUCAUCAGAGCAGAAAUUUCUUUUCAUCUAUGUCUAAGAUGGUAUCCCUUUAAGUGCUGAAACUAUACCUGUCCUAGAUUACUCAGUAAUAUCUUAAAAUAAACAUUUCAGCAUUUACCUGAUCAGAAUAUUAAAAUUAAAUAAGAUGUCACCUCAUUCUAACCUCCAGUGAGUAUCAACCCAACCUGUUCAGAUGUUCCUUAUAAGGCAAAUUCUUCAUCCCAGAAUUGAACCUGAAGAGUUUUCUCCUAUCAUCUCCAGUAUAUCCCUGUUAGUAUUCAAAGCAAGGUCACUGAACUUGUGGCACAAAUAUGUACAAAGGAUAUGAUUUAGUGACCAAUGCAGAAACAUGUUAUAGGGUGGAGAUGAUUGUGAAUUAAAUAUCCAAGGAUAUCGGGUUAUAUGGUAGGAUAGGCAGGAAAGUAAGGGAGGUAGGGUAGUGCUCUUGAUUAAGAGUGAAAUUGUGACAAUAGUGAGAAAUGAUACAAGAUCUAAGGAGCAGAAUGUUGUGCUCAUCUGGUUAGAUAUUAGGAAUAGUUAAGGGGAAGUCUCUGGUGACAGUUGUCUAUAGGCCACCAAAUAGCAUUCAAGAAAUAUUGGAUCCAUGUAAGAAUGGAACAGCAGUUCUCAUGGGGGACUUUAACUUGCAGGUAGAUUGGGCAAAUCAAGGUGGUCGAGGUAACCUUGAGGCGGAUUUCACAGAAUUUCUACAGAUGUACUGUGGAAAGCAUUCUAACUGGCUGCAUCACCAUCUGGUAUGGGGGAGGGUGGAACUGCACAGGAUUAAGCUGCAAAGUUGUGAACUCAGCCAGCUCCAUCAUAGGCACUAGCCUCCUCAGCAUCCAGGACAUUUUCAAGGAGUGAUGCCUCAAAAAGGCAGCAUCCAUCAUUAAGGACCCCUAUCACCCAGGACAUGGUUUCUUCUCAUUGCUACCAUCAGGAAAGAGGUACAGGAGCCUGAAAGUGCACGCUCAACGAUUCAGGAAUAGCUUCUUCCUCUCUGCAUCAGAUUUCUGAAUGAACAUUGAACCCAUGAACACUACCUCACUACUUUUUUUCUCUUUUUACAUGAUUUUUUAAAUAUAUAUACUUAUUGUAAUUUAUAGUUUAUUAUGUAUUGCAAGUACUGCAUAACAAAUAUCACGACACGUCUUAAUCGCUGUGGUUUGUAGAUUUGGUCUACAAUUCACGUUUAUGAUGUGUUCUAGUUCUGGGUCGCUCUUUUCUCUUUUUGCUACUUUUGGGUGAUUUUUGAAUCAGAGUGGCCUGCAGAAUAUGAACACUGAGCUGAUUUGAAAUAUGCCUUUUGAUUUUGUAUUUUAUAUUCUGUGUUUUCACAUGUUUUUGUUUUGUUGCAGUUUCUGCAAUUUUUUGCUCGUGGGGAUGAGUGGGGUUUAAUUAUCUUUGAACAGGUUGAUCUUUUGUUUUGUGGCUGUCUGUGGAGAAGAUGAA
This is a messenger RNA of Mobula hypostoma (lesser devil ray), 15127 nucleotides long. RefSeq names its product MAX dimerization protein MGA a (gene mgaa). The record is from RefSeq and is a predicted model, not a curated record. NCBI's taxonomy places the organism in Eukaryota, Metazoa, Chordata, Chondrichthyes, Myliobatiformes, Myliobatidae. Gene Ontology annotation, cellular component: nucleus. Gene Ontology annotation, biological process: positive regulation of DNA-templated transcription; cell fate specification; regulation of transcription by RNA polymerase II. The coding region runs from base 1194 to 10355 and encodes 3053 amino acids. Gene Ontology annotation, molecular function: DNA-binding transcription factor activity, RNA polymerase II-specific; RNA polymerase II cis-regulatory region sequence-specific DNA binding; protein dimerization activity. The transcript has 26 exons.